Molecule: messenger RNA, 3311 nt
Organism: Hylaeus anthracinus
Lineage: Eukaryota; Metazoa; Arthropoda; Insecta; Hymenoptera; Colletidae
Gene: Impbeta11
Product: importin-11
Exons: 18
Coding region: 176-3142 (988 amino acids)
Biological process (GO): protein import into nucleus
Cellular component (GO): nuclear envelope; cytosol
Molecular function (GO): small GTPase binding
Source: RefSeq, a predicted model, not a curated record
GAAGAGCAGGAGGGGGGCAGCGUUCUGAAAUGCCGACUUGCGGGCGUGUGUGACAUUUUGAUAGUGUGUCUUCUCGAUAAUUUUCGUUAUGUAUCGAUUUAAUACAUAGAUAUUUGUGAUAAAUGGAGUUUACCGAAAAUAGUUCUACAAACUUUCUGUAAGAUAGUAGAAAGAUAUGGAUGCUUCAGUGAUAGAAAUUCUUCAACAAGCGGGUAGUCAAGAUCCUAAUAUUUUGAAACCUGCUGAGCAAACGUUGAAACAGUGGGAAACUGAAAGAGGAUUCUAUACUGCAUUAUUCAAUGUAUUUUCCAAUCAUUCCUUGAGUGUCAAUAUUAGAUGGAUGGCCAUUUUGUGUUUUAAAAAUGGUGUUGAUAGAUAUUGGAGAAAAAGUGCACCAGGUGCAAUUGCAGAGGAUGAGAAGGCAUUUCUUAGGCAACGUUUAAUAUCAAAUUUUGAGGAACCUGUAAAUCAGUUAGCUGUACAAUUGGCAGCUCUAAUUGCUAAGAUUGCAAGAUAUGAUUGUCCUAGAGAAUGGGAUACAUUAAUUCCUACAUUACUGGAUGUCAUAAGUGGACAAAAUCCUCUAGCCCAACAUAGAGCACUAUUAACAUUACAUCAUGUUGUUAAGUCUUUAGCUUCUAAAUGCUUACUCCCAGACAAACGAAUGUUCCAAGAAUUAACCAUUAAUGUGUUCAAUUUUAUUUUGAAUUUAUGGAACACUUUCACCGAAUCAUUUCUUAUAAUGGCGUCAAAUGGAACAGAUACGAAUCAGAUACAGGAAGCUUUAGAAAAAGCAUUACUUUUAUUGAGAAUACUUAGAACGCUUAUUGUACAUGGAUUCGACACACCUUCGAAAUCUCAGGAUGCUAUGGUGUUUUUAGAAAUUGUUUUUGAACGUGCAAAAGCUUGUCUUGAAUGCCGGAAAACGUUAAUUUCAAGGGGUAUACAGAUGGAAGUAUGCGACAAAUUUAUAAUCCACUUGACCAAAGUAUUACUAGGAGUGUUAGAAAUACGUCCAUUUUACUAUGUUGAACUAAUACCAACGUUCUUCGAAUUUUGUGUUUUUUACUGUUUCACGGAGGCUGGUCAAAGUUUAGCUUUCGAGAGAUUUAUUAUUCAGUGUUUAAAUUUAAUAAAGAGCGUGAUUACAUUACCUCACUUUCACAGAUUUGGCAAGCUUAAACCUGCAGAAGAUGCAGUAUUUUCGCUGCCAGACGUAAUGGAUAGAACACGCCAUUUAAAGCAAAAAUUUUGUACACCCGAAAUCUUAACUGAAAUCUGUUCAAGACUCGUAACGCAUUAUUUUCUUCUAACUCCUUCUGAUUUGGAGUUAUGGGACACAGACCCGGAAAACUUUUUUGUUGAUGAUGGUGGUGAAUCGUGGAGAUACAGUUUGAGGCCUUGUACAGAGUCUGUAUUUUUAGCAAUUUUCCAUGAGUUUAGAGAUGUUUUUGCAUCGGUUUUAGUUGAGUUGAUGCAAAGACACCAUCAACCUGUAGAUCCUAAUAAUUUACACGCUAUUCUAUUAAAAGAUGCGGUGUAUAACGCUGUGGGUUUGGCUGCUUUUGACUUAUACGAUGAGGUAAACUUUGAUCAGUGGUUCUCAACUACUUUGAAAGAAGAAUUGAAAAUUCGGAGUAACAAUUAUAGAAUUAUUAGAAGACGCGUGUGCUGGCUUAUUGGACGGUGGACAAGUGUUAAAUUAAGCGCGGAAUUAAGACCAGAAUUGUAUGAACUUAUGGUCGAAGUUUUAAGCCCUGAUGAGGACUUGGGUGUUCGUUUAGCGGCAAGUGAUGCAUUGAAACUCGCGAUAGAUGAUUUUCAAUUUAAUCCAGAAGAAUUCUCUCCUUAUUUAGAACCAGCAUUUUCUUUAUUGUUUUCUCUAUUAAAAGAAGUGAAAGAAUGUGAUACCAAGAUGCAUGUUUUAUAUGUGUUAUCGUUUAUGAUCGAACGUGUCGGUAGCGAAAUAAACCCACAUGUUGGGGUUCUCAGUUCAUAUUUACCAGAACUUUGGCAGCAAUCUGAAGAACACAAUAUGUUAAGAUGUGCUAUAAUUUCAACCCUCAUACAUUUAGAGCAGGCCUUAGGUUCUGAAAGUGUUAUCUUAGAACCAUUGGUAGUAGGUGUUGUUCAAUUCAGUUGUGACGUUAAUCAAGAUGGUCAUGUUUAUUUGUUAGACGAUGGGUUACGGUUAUGGUUAACUUUGUUGGAAAAUGCACGUGUUGCAACACCAGCUAUAAUGGAUUUGGCUAAAAAUAUUCCUGCAUUAUUGGAAAAAUCCACAGAAAAUUUCAAAUUGUGUUUGUACAUAGUUCAAGCAUAUAUACUUUUAAGCCCACAAGAAUUUCUCAGCCAAAGGGGAGCAGUUAUUAUCGAGACGCUUAGGUCGCUCAUGGCAGACUUAAGAUCAGAUGAAUUAACAAUAACUUUGACGAUAUUCGAAACAUGCAUCUGCGCUUCUUCUCGGCAAGGUGCAGAGCUGAUUAAACCCGUUUUAGUAAAUAUAUUUGAGAGUGUGAGCGUGUAUAAGGCAGAUUCCCCUCCAUCAGUGAUAUUGUUUAUGCGUUUAUGUAUCGUGGCAAGAAUUUUAUGGCUUCAUAAAGAUAUUUUUAUACAGGUAAUAAGCGAAUUAACCAGAAAACUGGGAGGAAUCGAAGGAAAAGAAGACGCUGUAUUUGAACAAAUAAUACGCGUAUGGCUUAUGGUAGGGGUAUUCUCGGCCGACAGAGGCAGAUGUAAAUUAUUAGCUCUCGCGCUCUGUUCACUCCUCGGAGCUAAUUGUCCUCCUAGCGUCCUUGAACAUUUCCCACAAAUAAUAUCUAAAAUUGUCCAUGUUCUUAACGAUAUAACUCCUUUCGAUAAAUCAGACUGCGACCGUAUAGGAUUUGCCAUUGAAUCUUUAUCGAUUAGCGAACAAUCUAGUCCAUCGCAAUACGAGGAUGAUGAUUACGGAAAUGCACACGAACAGCGAACCAGAAAACUUUACUUCAUUGAUCCUCAGAACUGUACGUCUUUAAAAAGUACAUUACAAAAUCAGUUACUUACGUUACGGAGAUUCAUUGGAGAUAACCAAUUUAAUCAAUUGAUGUCAACUCUUAACCCCGAAAUUGACGAACAACUUAAGCGUUAUGUAUCUCUAUGAAAAAGGAGCAAGUCAAAUUAAGGAAAAAAAAUGAUUCAGUCAAACGCUAUAUUACGUGUAAAAAAGCUUUAUGGCGCGCUAUUGUAAAACGGCACUAUCUUAUUGUAUAAUACUAGCUGUUUCACUGUACUAAUAAUGUUGCUAAUAAAAAACAAACUAUGUCAUUUCA